AUGGCUUCCGAAGGCUCCAAGGAUAUACCUGUGCGGCCCGCCGCCGAAGCUCAGAGUGGCCAGGCUGUUGAAGCCGCCGCUGCCCCGCCAAACGAUGCGAAAGCGAAAUCGAAGCAGGCCCCGAGCGCCCCCGUCCUCCCGGACUUUAUGAUCGAACGAAACAAUCUCUUCGAUGAGCUGUGGCAACAGCACCUUGAAGAGACAAAGUCUCGUCCUCACCCGGAAAUCAAUGUGACCCUCGAUAUCGGCGACGGUAACCCCUCCUCGGUCCCCGCCAAAGCCUUCGAGACGACCCCGGGGUCAUUCCUGAGGGAUGUACCCAAGGAUGUGAGCGCCAAUGUGGUCAUUGCCAAGGUGGAUGGAGAACUUUGGGAUUUGAACCGUCCCCUGGAAGGCGAUUGCAAGGUGUCUCUGGUUCCCUUCACCAGCCCCGAAGGUCGGGAGGUGUUCUGGCAUUCCAGUGCCCACUGUCUUGGCGAGGCAUGCGAAUGCGAAUAUGGAUGCCUUCUUUCCCACGGUCCGCCCACCCCGCAGGGAUUUUUCUAUGACAUGGCCAUGCCUGAUGCACGUGUGGUCCGAGAGACCGACUGGCCAUCGCUUGACAGUAAAGCGUCGCGUAUAUUCAAGGAAAAGCAGAGCUUCGACCGAUUGGAGGUAUCAAAGGAGAACCUCCGCAAGAUGUUCGCGUACAGCAAAUACAAGCUACACUACAUCGACAAGCUCGUGACCGGGGAGAAGAGUACGGUCUACCGUUGUGGCACGUUGGUAGAUCUCUGUAGGGGCCCACACAUUCAGAACACCGGCAAAAUCAAGACUUUCAAGAUCAUGCAGAAUUCGUCGGCCUAUUUCCUGGGUGAUCAGUCUAACGACUCUCUUCAGCGGAUCCGCGGUGUCGCUUUCCCGGACAAGAAGCAGAUGUCGGAGCACCUCAAGUUCUUGGAAGAGGCGGAGAAGCGAAACCACCUGAGGAUUGGUAAGGAACAGGAGCUGUUCUUCUUUGACGAAGCUUCUCCUGGCUGCCCUUUCCUCCUUCCCAAUGGAACAAAGAUCUUCAACGCACUACAGGCUCUUUUGCGGGGCGAAUACCGCAGGAGAGGCUACCAAGAGGUCCAGACCCCCAACAUGUAUGAUGUGGGCAUCUGGAAGACAUCCGGUCACUGGGCUCAUUACUCGGACGAUAUGUUCAAGUUGGAUGUUGAGAAGAGGGAGUGGGCUUUGAAGCCCAUGAACUGCCCCGGACACUUUGUUCUGUUCGGCCACCGUGACCGUAGCUACCGUGAACUUCCCUUGAGAAUUGCCGACUUCGGUGUUCUGCACCGGAAUGAGGCGUCUGGCGCACUGAGUGGUCUCACUCGUGUUCGCAAAUUCCAGCAGGACGACACGCAUAUUUUCUGUACUCAGGACCAGAUUCUGUCCGAGAUUGAGGGUCUUUUCGACUUCCUCCAGUGUAUCUACGGCCUCUUUGGCUUCACCUUCAAGCUGAAGCUCUCCACUCGUCCCGAGAAGUACCUGGGUGACCUGGAGACCUGGAACUACGCCGAGGAGCAGCUCAAGAAGGCCAUGACCAAGUUCAAGGGCAAUGACUGGGUUAUUGAUGAGGGCGACGGUGCCUUUUAUGGACCCAAGAUUGACAUCACCAUUGCUGAUGCCCUCAAGCGCGAGUUCCAGUGCGCGACCAUCCAACUGGAUUACCAAGCCCCGAUUAACUUCAAGCUGGAGUACGUGACCAACGAAUCGUCCCAGGCGGCUCCUGGGCAACCGAAGGAGGGCGAGGCCAAAUCUAAUGAGCCCACUACUGGCCGUGCACGGCCAGUCGUGAUUCACCGUGCCAUCAUCGGCAGUUUCGAACGGUUCCUGGGUAUUUUGAUCGAACACUUUGGCGGCAAGUGGCCGUUUUGGAUUAGCCCUCGCCAGAUCUUGAUUGUACCGGUCAUGCCCGCCGUGAACGACUACGUCGAGGAGCUGCAGGAGAUCCUGCGGGGCGAUAAGUUGAACGUCGACAUCGACAUCAGCGGCAAUACGAUGCAGAAGAAGAUUCGCACGGGCCAGUUAGCCCAGUACAAUUUCAUCUUCGUUGUUGGUGCCCAAGAGAAGGAGUCGCGCUCCGUCAACAUCCGUAACCGCGACGACCCGGCGACACAGAACAAGGGAGUUAUGGUGCCUCUUGAGGAGGCACGGGUCAAACUCAAGGCUCUUCGCAAGGAACGGCGAAUUGUGAGCUCGCUGUAG
This is a messenger RNA of Penicillium alfredii, 2229 nucleotides long. RefSeq names its product threonine--tRNA ligase THS1. The record is from RefSeq and is a predicted model, not a curated record. Bases 1 to 2229 code for a protein of 742 amino acids. Gene Ontology annotation, cellular component: cytoplasm. Gene Ontology annotation, molecular function: ATP binding; threonine-tRNA ligase activity. Gene Ontology annotation, biological process: threonyl-tRNA aminoacylation. Lineage: Eukaryota; Fungi; Ascomycota; Eurotiomycetes; Eurotiales; Aspergillaceae. The transcript has 5 exons.